CUUCCCAGCGUGCAGGAGGGGCCUGGGUGUGUUCCCCAUGGAGCUCCGACGCGCUUUACCCCAGGAUAUCCGGGAGCUGCUGCACUGCUUGAAGAUGAGGAGCAAGUACGCCGUCCUGCUGGUCUUCGUCAUCAGCCUCGUCAUCAUCGAGAAGGAGAACAACUUCAUCUCCAGGGUGUCGGACAAGCUGAAGCAGUCCCCGCAGGCGCUGGCGGACGCCAACAGCACGGAGGUCAGCCCAGCACCGGACAAGAACGGCUCACUGGCCUCGCUGCAGGAGCUGGACGCUGCCUUCUCCCAGCUGAGGUCCCACCUGUACAACAUCACCCUGCAGCUGGCAGGCGACGGGGACCCCGGGCCGCGGCGGCACGUCCUGCUGAUGGCCACCACCCGCACCGGCUCCUCCUUCGUCGGCGAAUUCUUCAACCAGCAGGGCAGCAUCUUCUACCUCUUUGAGCCCCUGUGGCACGUCGAGAAGACGGUGACCUUCCUGCCGGGGGGAGCCAGCGCCGUGGGCUCAGCCUUGGUUUACCGAGACGUCCUCAAGCAGCUCCUCCUCUGCGACCUCUACAUCUUAGAGAACUUCAUCUCACCGGUGCCCGAGGGCCACCUGACGCCCUUCUUGUUCCGGCGGGGCUCCAGCCACUCGCUGUGCGAGGAGCCCGUCUGCACGCCCAGCACCAAGAAGGUUUUUGAGAAGUACUACUGCAAGAACCGCCGCUGCGGCCCCCUCAACAUCACUCUGGCGGCCGAGGCGUGCCGGCGCAAGCAGCACGUGGCCCUGAAGACGGUGCGCAUCCGGCAGCUGGAAUUCCUGCAGCCGCUGGUGGAGGACCCCCGGCUGGACCUGCGCAUCAUCCAGCUGGUGCGGGACCCCCGCGCCGUGCUGGCCUCUCGCAUGGUGGCCUUCUCCGGCAAGUACGAGACCUGGAAGAAGUGGGCGUCCGAAGGGGAGGCUCCCCUGCGCGAAGAGGAGGUGCAGCGGCUGCGGGGCAACUGCGAGAGCAUCCGAGUGUCGGCGGAGCUGGGGCUGCGGCGGCCGGGCUGGCUGCGGGGCCGGUACAUGCUGGUGCGCUACGAGGACGUGGCGCGGGCGCCGCUGCAGAAGGCUCGGGAGAUGUUCCGCUUCGCCGGGCUGCCCCUCACGCCGCAGGUGGAGGAGUGGAUCGGCAAGAACACGCAGGCUCCCCGCGACGGCAACGGCGUCUACUCCACGUGCAAGAACUCCUCGGAGCAGUUCGACAAGUGGCGCUUCGGCAUGCCCUUCAAGCUGGCGCAGGUGGUGCAGGACGCCUGCGCGCCGGCCAUGCAGCUCUUUGGCUACAAGCUGGCCAGCAGCCCCGCCCAGCUCGCCAACCGCUCCUUCAGCCUGCUGGAGGAGGCACAGCCCGCCUGGGUCACGUAA
Sturnus vulgaris (Common starling) is the source of this 1405-nucleotide messenger RNA. RefSeq names its product carbohydrate sulfotransferase 3 (gene CHST3). Gene Ontology annotation, cellular component: Golgi membrane. The record is from RefSeq and is a predicted model, not a curated record. Lineage: Eukaryota; Metazoa; Chordata; Aves; Passeriformes; Sturnidae. Gene Ontology annotation, molecular function: N-acetylglucosamine 6-O-sulfotransferase activity; chondroitin 6-sulfotransferase activity. Gene Ontology annotation, biological process: carbohydrate metabolic process; N-acetylglucosamine metabolic process.